UAAACCGCUUAUCCAUAAAGGACGCAUUGGGCGGAGCUACAGGUUUGAUUUGUGACUACAAUAAGGACGGCGGCAGCCUGUGGGGACUUUUGCUGUUCUACGUUAAUCUAUCAAUUUCUGCUAUUUGGUCGGGCACCUUGCGCCACCGAAUUGGGGGAGCAAAUUUUCCGUCCUCUGCCCCGUACCGGAAUAAUGUUUAUUAUGAGAGGUUCGCGCGCGAUAGGAUGUGUCUUACGGAUCCAGAGACGAAGUCAUCACACAGUCGGAAUUAUCGGUGCGCCGUUUUGGAAAGGACAGCCGAAGGAUGGUGUGGAGAAGGGACCGGAUCUUAUUCGCUCUGCGGGAUUGGUAGAGAAUCUUAAAGGGCAAGGCUGUUCAGUCAGGGAUUAUGGAAAUCUGAAAUUUGAGAAUGUACCUGACGACGAGCCCUUUGGGAAGGUGCAGAGACCCCGGUCGGUGGGACGCGCAAACAAGCAGCUCGCCGACGCUGUUCAUGCGAUCAAGAACGAUGGCCACACCUGCGUGAUGCUGGGAGGUGACCACAGCCUUGCGAUUGGCUCAAUCUUGGGACACGCAGCCUCACAUAGGGAGCUGUGCGUGGUGUGGGUGGAUGCUCAUUCAGACAUAAACACCCCGCUGACCACUCCAUCAGGCAACAUCCAUGGACAGCCUGUGUCAUUCCUCAUCAGGGAGCUCCACCCCAAGAUCCCAGUGAUGCCAGGAUUCUCUUGGAUAAAGCCUUGCAUAUCGGCUCAAGAUAUUAUUUACAUUGGCUUGAGGGAUGUGGACCCCGAGGAGCACUAUAUCCUGAAAUACCUGGGGAUUAAAUAUUUCUCCAUGACUGAGGUAGACCACCUGGGCAUAGCUAAAGUGAUGGAAGAGACAUGUGACCACAUCUUUUCAAAAGUGAAGAGGCCCAUACACCUCAGCUAUGACAUCGACGCACUGGACCCCUCAGUGUCUCCAGCAACAGGGACCCCUGUGGUGGGAGGACUGACUUACAGGGAGGGAAUCUACAUUACUGAGCAGAUCUGUCAAACAGGGAUGCUGUCAGCUUUGGACCUGGUGGAGGUGAACCCCAAAAUGGGCAGGACGGAUGAGGAAAUCAGCUCCACUGCGAAGGCUGCUGUGGAUGUCAUUCUGGGCUGUUUUGGGAGGCUUCGAGAAGGCUCUCACAACCCAGACUACUGCUUGCCCCAACCUUGAAUUGCAUCUCUUCAUAUCAAAGCUAGUUUUUUCAUAUUUGUUUGUAUUAUGUUUCACACGUUGCUUAUUAAUAAGAGGUAUACAUUUUUUGGAUAUAUUUUAAUAUAAAUGACUGAAAUUAAAA
Conger conger (European conger) is the source of this 1330-nucleotide messenger RNA. It is a transcript of the gene arg1, whose product is annotated as arginase 1. Bases 193 to 1206 code for a protein of 337 amino acids. The transcript has 8 exons. Gene Ontology annotation, cellular component: cytoplasm; cytosol; nucleus. NCBI's taxonomy places the organism in Eukaryota, Metazoa, Chordata, Actinopteri, Anguilliformes, Congridae. Gene Ontology annotation, molecular function: manganese ion binding; arginase activity. The record is from RefSeq and is a predicted model, not a curated record.